AUGCUCGCCCGCACCCUCCGCGCCCGCAGCGCCGCGCGCGGCCUGUCCUUCUUCCGCGCGUACUCAACUCCCAACGACCCCGUCAAGCGCGACGUCCCGCAAACCGUGUCUGAGACCAAUGCCACGCCCACCUCGUCCGAGGGCGCCUUCGACAAGGUCCUGCAAGAAAGCGUAGCCAAAGCGGAGCAAUUGCGCACCACGCAGGCGCCCAACUACAAGGGCACAUGGAGUACGAGCCAGCAGGCGCGGGCUGUGGCUAUGCAGGGACCGCGGUUUGAGCAGACCAUCAUAGAGGACCAGCCGCGCCCGUACGCCGCUAUCGACUUGAUCCACAAGCAGCCCGUCCGCUGGACCCACGACCGCGUUGUCUCCUGCGACGGUGGAGGCGGUCCUCUUGGCCACCCCCGCAUUUUCAUCAACGUAGACAAGCCCCAGAUCUGCGCCUGCACCUACUGCGGUCUGCCUUUCGCUCACGAGCACCACCGCGCAACUCUCGAGGCCAUCCCGGAAUCGCAGCUCUCGUACCCGCUCGCACCCAAGGGCGACCCCGCCGAGGUGGACGCGUCGCAGAGGAUCACAAACGAGCCGCUUGGACAGCGGUAA
Messenger RNA from Paraphaeosphaeria sporulosa, 603 nucleotides. RefSeq names its product NADH-ubiquinone oxidoreductase. The transcript has 3 exons. Gene Ontology annotation, biological process: mitochondrial electron transport, NADH to ubiquinone. The coding region runs from base 1 to 603 and encodes 200 amino acids. Lineage: Eukaryota; Fungi; Ascomycota; Dothideomycetes; Pleosporales; Didymosphaeriaceae. The record is from RefSeq and is a predicted model, not a curated record.